Molecule: messenger RNA, 1020 nt
Organism: Cryptococcus wingfieldii CBS 7118
Lineage: Eukaryota; Fungi; Basidiomycota; Tremellomycetes; Tremellales; Cryptococcaceae
Product: glyceraldehyde-3-phosphate dehydrogenase
Exons: 9
Coding region: 1-1020 (339 amino acids)
Biological process (GO): glucose metabolic process
Molecular function (GO): oxidoreductase activity, acting on the aldehyde or oxo group of donors, NAD or NADP as acceptor; NAD binding; NADP binding
Source: RefSeq, a predicted model, not a curated record
AUGGCUGUCAAGGUUGGAAUCAACGGUUUCGGACGAAUUGGUCGAAUUGUUCUCAGGAACGCCAUCGAGCACGGUGACCUCGAGGUUGUCGCUGUCAACGACCCCUUCAUCGACCUCGAGUACAUGGUCUACAUGUUCAAGUACGACUCUACCCACGGUCGAUUCAAGGGUACCGUCGAGACCAAGGAGGGCAAGCUCUACAUCAACGGCAAGGCCGUCACCGUCUUUGGCGAGCGAGACCCCGCCAACAUCAAGUGGGCUGACGCCGGUGCCGAGUACAUUGUCGAGGCUACUGGUGUCUUCACCACCUCUGAGGCCGCCGGUGUCCACCUCAAGGGUGGCGCCAAGAAGGUCGUCAUCUCUGCCCCCUCUGCCGACGCCCCUAUGUUUGUCUGCGGUGUCAACCUCGAGGCUUACAAACCCGAGUACAAGAUCAUCUCCAACGCUUCCUGCACCACCAACUGCCUUGCUCCCCUCGCCAAGGUUAUCAACGACAACUUUACCAUCGUUGAGGGUCUCAUGACCACCGUCCACGCUACCACCGCCACCCAGAAGACCGUCGACGGUCCUUCCCACAAGGACUGGCGAGGUGGUCGAGGCGCUGCCGCCAACAUCAUUCCCUCUUCUACCGGUGCCGCCAAGGCUGUCGGCAAGGUCAUCCCUGCCCUCAACGGCAAGCUUACCGGUAUGGCUUUCCGAGUCCCCACCGCCGAUGUCUCUGUUGUCGACCUCGUCUGCCGAAUUGAGAAGGGUGCGUCUUACGCCGACAUCAAGGCCGUCAUCAAGAAGGCCUCCGAGUCCCCCGAGCUCAAGGGUAUCCUUGGUUACACCGAGGACCAGGUCGUCUCCACCGACUUUGUUGGCUCUCUCGAGUCUUCCAUCUUUGACGCCCAGGCCGGUAUCGCCCUCAAUGACAACUUUGUCAAGCUCGUCUCUUGGUACGACAACGAGUACGGUUACUCUCGACGAGUCUGUGACCUUAUCGCCUACAUUGCCAAGGUCGACGCCAAGGCUCAGUAA